GAACACAAGUUGUGGGGAAUUGGCGUGUACCCGUGAAAAUGUUUAAAAUGUUUGAGAAAAUGCAUAGAGAGAAAGAGAGAAUGUGAGUACAUAUGUGACUGUUGUGUAGUGGAAAGGCUAUCAGCAGCGGUGAGAGAGAGAGAGGUUAACUGGCGGCGUUACCGAUACAUUCUGUGGGUUCCGUUGCAGUAACGCAGUUACCGGCGGUGUCGGUCAUGGAAGCUACCAAUUUCACUUCCUCCCUUUUUGUCUCUCAAUACCAUGGCUCUGCCAGAAGAAGACCCUUCAUAUUCAAGCGCAACAACCAUAUCUGUUACGGUUAUUGCCCUCGCUUUCUGCGCCAAGCGCAAAGCCUCUCAUCGCCCCUCGUAACCCUUCGCGCCAAACCCUCUUCCCUCCCUCCCAACCACCUCACCGCCGAACAACAACACGCCGACGAGGAUCAUCAGCUCCACCCCAACCCCGCCGUUAAGUUGCCGCUCGAUCAAAAUGAAAAACUUCAGCAUGUGGAUGUGAAGCGAGAGCUUCUAUUGUUGUCUCUGCCGGCCCUUGCCGGUCAGGCAAUUGACCCCUUGUCGCAGUUGAUGGAAACCGCCUACAUUGGUCGACUCGGCACUGUCGAAUUGGCUUCUGCGGGCGUUUCCGUGUCCAUCUUUAACAUCAUUUCUAAGCUUUUUAACAUUCCCCUUCUAAGCGUUGCCACUUCCUUUGUUGCGGAGGACAUGGCCAAGGCUGCCUCUGCUCAGCAUUCUGAUUCAGCAGAUCAGGGUGCUACAGAAAAUACUGGCAAUGGUAAACCUUUCAAAACAGUUCCCCAUAGAAAACAGCUACCCUCUGUCUCCACUGCUUUGCUUUUAGCACUCGGCCUUGGCAUUUUUGAGGCUUUGGCUUUGUCCCUGGGAUCUGGAGCAUUUCUAAAUUUAAUCGGUGUAUCAACGCAAAAUCCAACUUUUGCUCCUGCACGACAAUUUCUCUCUAUAAGAGCUGUUGGUGCUCCUGCAGUUGUACUUUCUUUGGCUCUUCAAGGCAUUUUCCGUGGUUUUAAGGAUACGAAAACUCCUGUUCUAUGUCUAGGCAUUGGCAACUUUUCAUCUGUCUUCUUAUUUCCCUUACUUAUGUAUUACUUUCGGUUGGGUGUAACUGGUGCAGCCAUUUCCACUGUUAUCUCUCAAUAUAUUGGAACCAUGUUGAUGAUCUGGUGUCUGAAUAAACAAACUGAGUUACUACCUCCGAGGAUGGGAAACCUGCAAUUUGGCAGUUAUAUUAAAUCUGGUGGUUUCCUUCUUGGAAGAACACUUGCUGUUCUUUCAACCAUUACAUUGGGGACAUCAAUGGCUGCUCGACAUGGUCCAGUAGCUAUGGCUGCACAUCAGAUAUGUAUGCAAGUGUGGUUGGCUGUUUCCCUUCUGACAGAUGCCUUGGCUGCAUCUGGUCAGGCCCUUGUUGCAAGUUCUGUAUCCAGACAUGAAUACAAAGUUGUGAAGGAGAUUACUAGUUUUGUAUUAAGGAUUGGACUGGUAAUGGGUAUUUGCUUGACUGCAAUUCUGGGUGCAUCGUUUGGACCUCUAGCUACCAUUUUUACUCAGGAUUCUGAAGUCUUGCUGGUGGUCAGAUCAUUAGUGUUGUUUGUCAGUGUUUCGCAACCAUUUAAUGCACUGGCAUAUAUUUUUGACGGUCUCCAUUAUGGUGUUUCUGAUUUCCGAUAUGCUGCUUUCUCCAUGAUGCUUGUGGGAGCAGUCUCCUCUGCAUUCUUGUUGUUUGCAGCUCCAGUUUUUGGCCUCCAGGGCGUAUGGCUGGGCUUAGUUCUCUUCAUGGCUCUUCGUGCAGUAGCUGGCGCUGUCAGAUGUCUCUCAAAGAAUGGUCCUUGGUGGUUUCUACACAGGGAUUUACAAAUUGUAUAGAGCGCUACUACAACCAGAGAAAAGGCGUGACUGCGUCGAACUCCAUAAAUCAUGUUUGCAACUUCCUCCACUCGCCUUCCAAGUCAAAACAACAAAAAACAAAAUAAAAAAAUAAGCAGAGUAAAAUGAAAACAGAAAAUGGAGUUUACGUUUCAUAUAUAGCUUACCGGAACCCCAAACACGGAAUCCUGAUGUGUUUCCAAGAGUGAUCUAACUUGGGGCAUUAUUGUGAGUGUGGGGUGGAGUCUAAGGCGCACUACCAUGGAGCGUAACAGAGAAAGAACGAUAUGAGAAGAGUUGAUUCCUGUAUAAUAUGAGAGGUGAAAGAAGGAAGUGACAACACGUAACAGCGACAGACACUGGUUGAUGAAGAUUUAAGGCACACAAUAUUCUUUCUGCACCCUAACUUUGUUAGUUAGUAUACUUAUUUUUGAAAUUCCAUAUAUUCAAAUCUCAAACAUCUCCAAGAAGAUGUCAAGAUUGUAAACGAUGAAUUAGAGUAGUUACAUUUUGAAACA
This is a messenger RNA of Vigna unguiculata (cowpea), 2419 nucleotides long. Its product is annotated as MATE efflux family protein. Lineage: Eukaryota; Viridiplantae; Streptophyta; Magnoliopsida; Fabales; Fabaceae. The record is from RefSeq and is a predicted model, not a curated record. Gene Ontology annotation, molecular function: antiporter activity; xenobiotic transmembrane transporter activity. Gene Ontology annotation, biological process: transmembrane transport. Gene Ontology annotation, cellular component: chloroplast; membrane.